GUGCAGUUGGAAUGAAUUUGGCUGGGAGUCCCCCAGAUUCUGAACGAAGCAGUUCAUAGUGAGCGUAUCCGAGUGUAGUUUAUUAUUUUCUCGAUAAUUAAAUAUAUUUUUAUACAGUUAGACGUUGUAUUUUGUGUACAUAAGAUUUUAUUUUUCUAAAAUAAGGGCAGCAAAGAUGGAACUUAAUUCUCUUUUAAUUCUUCUGGAGGCUGCAGAAUAUUUGGAGAGAAGAGACAGAGAAGCGGAGCACGGUUACGCAUCGGUUUUACCAUACAAUAGCGACUUUUCCAGAAAGAAAACGAAAGCUUCGCCAAUCUCGAGAAAAACACAGAGCAAUAGGUCAUCGCACAAUGAACUGGAGAAACACAGACGUGCCAAACUGCGGCUGUACCUGGAGCAGCUGAAGCAGCUGGUGCCUCUGGGGCCGGACAGCACCAGACACACCACCCUCAGCCUGCUCAAGAGGGCCAAGAUGCACAUCAAGAAGCUGGAGGAGCAGGACAGGAAGGCUCUGAAUGUGAAGGAGCAGCUGCAGCGGGAGCAUCGCUACCUCAAACGGCGGCUGGAGCAGCUGUCUGUGCAAGGCCUGGAGCGCGUCCGCACCGACAGCAUGGGCUCCACCAUCUCCACCGACUCCGAGCAAGAGGUGGAUAUCGAGGGGAUGGAGCUGACCCCGGGGGAGGUGGACAGCGGCAGCAGUGUGAGUGACGGGGACGACCACUACAGCCUGCAGGGCAGCUCCAGCGACAGCAGCUACACGCUCUCCCACAGACUGCAGCCGCGCCUGCACUAGGCCAGGAAGCAGGACCCCGUGACUUCCUGCGCCCCCCCCCGCCCCCCGCUGCCACCGCAGGAUCGGAUCGCUCAGCAAUUCAUGGUUUCCGUGGGGACCUCUGCGGUGUGGCACACGGCUUUGACUUGCCAACGAGAACCACGUGCCGUGCCGCGCGUGUGUGUGUGUGUGUGUG
This is a messenger RNA of Megalops cyprinoides (Indo-Pacific tarpon), 968 nucleotides long. Its product is annotated as max dimerization protein 4-like. The record is from RefSeq and is a predicted model, not a curated record. Gene Ontology annotation, molecular function: DNA-binding transcription factor activity, RNA polymerase II-specific; RNA polymerase II cis-regulatory region sequence-specific DNA binding; protein dimerization activity. Gene Ontology annotation, biological process: regulation of transcription by RNA polymerase II. The coding region runs from base 176 to 793 and encodes 205 amino acids. NCBI's taxonomy places the organism in Eukaryota, Metazoa, Chordata, Actinopteri, Elopiformes, Megalopidae. The transcript has 6 exons.